AAAGCCAACUGGUCAACAACAAGAUGGUCAACAACCACCAAGCAAACAACCGACCGAGCAAACCGAGCAAGUCACAACUCAAACAACAGGCCAGAGUACUAGAACACUCACUCUUCAAACCAUCCCAACCAAUCCAACUCAAACAAUUCAUCCAACAACUCAAACAACAACAACAACAGCAGCAGCAGCAGCAGCAACAGAAUCACUUCAACUCAAACCAGCAACUCAAACUAGCUUGCACCCUCAACGACCUCACCCUACCACUAGAACCGAUCUACAAGGACUCAAACCUUCUCUCAGAACUCAGGGACCAUCAACACGAACUAGCAACACCACAUGGAUCACUACACGCCUUACACAUAUCAGAAUCCCAUGAGAACAACAGCAUCAACUCACUGGCAGCAGCCAUCGAUCAAGCACUGCUCCCUCCCGCUGCGAAAAAGGCGCGUCUGCUCGACCGAUCCGCAGAUAUCCCAGUCGAAAUACAACAACCAGAAACAGCCCAGCAGCAGAGCAACCAACGAACAACCCCAAUCCCAGAUUACCUCGACCCUAGCCUAUUCUCGAGCUCAUCCUCAUCCGAUCAUGCAUCCUCAACCAGCGCGAGACAGCUCGCACUCUACGAAAACAGCCAGAAACCUAAGAGGGUCCGCAAGAAAGCCGCCGGCCCACCUCAAUCGAUCAACCAUAAACCUAAACCAAUUCAGGAUCUCAUCAAUCGACUCUCCUCUACCGGACUCAAGACUCUUCAGCCCCAUUUCGAUGGGAUGUGGUACGUCCGUUCGGUCGGUCGUUCGGAUUGGAAUACGUCCACUCAACCCAUGCACUCCAAUCUACCCCAUCCUGCACCCCAGCCGAACGACCCACAACCGCUAAUCAUCACCAUCACCUUCCACCCAUUCUCAAAGACGAGCACGACCCAGGAGAGUUCAGAGACCAAGUCGAUCGCCCCUCGUAAACAGACCAUCCACAUCCUCUCCUCCCAGAAACUCUCGGACCUCAGGGACGUCGUCAUCUGCUCGGCCAACCAGAUCCCCAUCUGCUCCGCCGAUGGCUCCCAUUGGGAUGAUCACCGCUGGAUCUCCGGAUCCGCGUUCGUCAUCGAAAACGUACUCUUCUCUGACACUAGACCGCUCUCUCCUCCAGAAGAGCUGGCCUCUGGGAAGUCAGAUUAUGGAGUAUUGCUUCAAGAGUUAUUGCCGAAUCUGAUCGAGAAAGAGAAAAUAGAUAAUCUGGUUACGUUAGAGAAUCAUCUUCUCGGGGGAAACGAGAGAGAAAAAGAAGAAGGGAUACAAGAGAUCGAAGGGUUAGAAGGGUUGAAUGGCCCCCGAUUACCCAAGAAAAACCCGGCUUCCAAGAUCAAGAUCUCGAGUUUAUCGAUGGAAUGUGUCCGGUUCGACCAGCUCACUUUGAGGAUCAAUGAGCCGUAUUGGAUGAUUCAUCAGGGGAACUGCGAACAUAUAUUUACGGUUGAUGAGAUCAGAGCGAUCCAUCCGACCGACCCAGCCCCGACGCCGACGCCGGCCGGCCAAUCGAGCACGACGAAGCUUCCGACGACACGCGGGGAGAAUCAAGGGGAGAGUUCGACGAGUGGAGGAGUGAAUUGUAGCAGCAGCAGUAGUAGUGGAGGAGGAGGAGGAGUGGGAGGAUGGACGACGGUGUAUCCGAUCACCAGUUUUCUCUCGCGGAUCAGCUCGCCCAAGUGUCGAGUCUGCGAUCGAGACCCGGCCCGACUGGUGACGAUCGAUGACGAACUGUGUGCGGAAUCGCCGUGUUUUAUCUGCUUGACUUGCUUCAAAUUCUUGCACUCCCACGAAGAGAUCUUCGAGUCUCAGCCGGCCAACAACGAGAUGCUGGGGCUUAAUCCUCUGGGCAGUCAGGACCACCAUCUCCCUUCUUCGAUCCCCGUCGAUUCUAGCUCUACCGCUGCUCUCAAUCCACCCGAUCAUUCUAAGAUUCGCUGGGGUAAGGUUCCUGGUAGGUCUUGGUGGGUCGUCCCCCUCCUGGGCUCCACUUGACCCCCUUCCUACUCUUAUCAUCCUCUCUCUUCCACCGCCACCCCCGCUUUCUCUCUUUGAAUAUAUACAAAUAAAUAAAUCAGUCGCCAGUUAGAGAUUAAACAUGAAGAAGAAACACAUUGUUGAUGAUGUCCUUCUCAGCCUGCCCCA
This is a messenger RNA of Puccinia graminis f. sp. tritici CRL 75-36-700-3, 2168 nucleotides long. RefSeq lists its product as uncharacterized. The transcript is spliced from 4 exons. The record is from RefSeq and is a predicted model, not a curated record. Gene Ontology annotation, molecular function: RNA polymerase II cis-regulatory region sequence-specific DNA binding; bent DNA binding; core promoter sequence-specific DNA binding. Gene Ontology annotation, biological process: snRNA transcription by RNA polymerase II; snRNA transcription by RNA polymerase III. Bases 24 to 2018 code for a protein of 664 amino acids. Lineage: Eukaryota; Fungi; Basidiomycota; Pucciniomycetes; Pucciniales; Pucciniaceae. Gene Ontology annotation, cellular component: snRNA-activating protein complex.